UGUACGAGUCUCCUACAGAAGCAUCACUAAUUCCCAUCUCAUCAUCUGCAACCAUGAACAUGCUGACUGUGUGUGCACUGGUUUGUACCAUAGUGGCUCUGGCUGGAUCUGCUGUUCUUCCAGAGAGAAAGGCUGAAAGCAAUGAAAGAGACACAGCAACGACUCACCUGAUAGAGAGGUCCUCCGGAUGUGAUGAUGGUUGGUCUGAGUUCAAUCGCCGUUGUUUCUACCACGUUUCAGAACGCAUGACUUGGUCUGUAGCUGAGAAAAACUGUAUUUCCCUGGGAGGUCACCUUGCAUCAGUGCACAACAUCCUGGAGUACCAUGAGCUUCAGAGGCUCAUACUGAGUGGCAGCCAUCAGUACAUAGAAACCUGGAUUGGUGGCUAUGAUACACAGGGGAUCAACCAUUGGUUUUGGAGUGAUGGCACCACUGUCCACUUUACCAACUGGUGUCCUGCAGAGCCCGAUAACUAUGGAGGUCACCAGCACUGCUUGCAAAUGAAUUAUGGAGUUGGAAAUUGCUGGGAUGACACUGAGUGCUAUGCUCUGAAACCUUCUGUCUGUGCCAAGAACAUGUGAUGAAUCCUGGACUCAGCAGUGACACAGGACGGCAUGUCUCUGUGUCAUCAGUAUCAGAUAUUGGCUUUAAUCUCCUUUGUCCUUCAUUAUUGUACUAUCGCUGUAAUGCUACUUAAGGAAGUAUGAGACAAGAAUCAGAAACAGAAGGUGGCUCAUGUCUUUAAUAAGAAAAGUCAGAGUGUUGUAUGAAAAGAAUGCUUUUAGCUUUGUUUCCUGGACAGUGAAAUUGUCUUUUUGUGCAGAAAUAAAAGAUGAAUGCAUUGAAA
This is a messenger RNA of Archocentrus centrarchus (flier cichlid), 847 nucleotides long. Its product is annotated as type-2 ice-structuring protein-like. Lineage: Eukaryota; Metazoa; Chordata; Actinopteri; Cichliformes; Cichlidae. The transcript is spliced from 6 exons. Bases 54 to 581 code for a protein of 175 amino acids. The record is from RefSeq and is a predicted model, not a curated record.